Messenger RNA from Diaporthe amygdali, 1056 nucleotides. Its product is annotated as rnase p subunit p30. Gene Ontology annotation, cellular component: nucleolar ribonuclease P complex. The record is from RefSeq and is a predicted model, not a curated record. Bases 1 to 1056 code for a protein of 351 amino acids. Gene Ontology annotation, molecular function: RNA binding. NCBI's taxonomy places the organism in Eukaryota, Fungi, Ascomycota, Sordariomycetes, Diaporthales, Diaporthaceae. The transcript has a single exon. Gene Ontology annotation, biological process: tRNA processing.
AUGCUCUAUGACCUUAACAUCCACUGGACGCCGCAGACCCCGACCUCUGAGCUUGAGCGCACCCUCAAAUUCAGCGCCUCGCUGGGCUACAAUGUCGUCGCCAUAAACCACACUUUCUCGGCACCCAUACCCUCACAGAUCAACAAUCCUAUACCACAUCUUGGGCCUAUCCAUUCAUCAUUCCCGCAACACAACCACCACCAACCGUCCUCCACGCCCAACCCCACAAGCGACGAUGCCACCGCGAGCAAGCUCCCCACGACCCUCCGCCGCGCCACAGUCAUAGUCUCCGACCCCACGACCAACUACCGGCUCCCCUCGGUGGCAGCCGCCUAUGACAUCCUCGCGUGCCGGCCCACGACGGACAAGGCGUUCUCGGCAGCGUGCACGACCAUGUCAGAGAUCUCCAUGAUCAGCCUGGACCUGACGCAGUUCUUCCCCUUCCACUUCAAGCCGAAACCCUGCAUGGCCGCGGUGAACAGGGGCGUCUACUUCGAGAUAUGCUACGGCCAGCUGGUCGGGAGCAGUGACCAGAGGGCGCGCAGCGUGUGGAUCGCCAACGUCAUCGAGCUGCUGAGAGCCACCAGGGGGCGCGGGAUCGUGCUGAGCUCUGAGGGGAAGGGGGCGGGGAGCCUGAGGGCGCCGGCGGAUGUUGUGAACUUGCUCGCGGUCUGGGGAUUGGGCCCGGAGAAAGGCCUGGAGAGCCUCGGAGUGAAGCCUCGGGCGGUGGUCGUCAACGAGGGACUCAAGAGAAGGGCAUUUAAGGGUGUUGUGGACAUUGUGGAUUCCGAGGGCAAGAUACCAGGGCGUGAUACUGAGGGCAAAGACGCUGGCGGAGACCAUAAAAAGAAUCAGACUGGCAAGAAGCAGCAAGGCCAAAAUCAGCAACAACCCAAGGGCAAAAAUGAAGGCGGCAAGCGGAAACAUGAAGGCGGCGGGGAUGAUGGAGGCGGUGGUGACCAAACCUCGCUGCCGGUCAUGAGCAAGAGGCAAGCCAAGAAAAUGAAGCUGGCUGACAAGAAAGCAGUGUCGGAGUCAACGAAGAGUUCGAAGUAG